AUGAGUCAUCCAGUGGCUAAGAGCAACAUCCAGGGCGGCAUCUGGCCGCGCAUGCCCAAGGAGUUUGAGUCCUACCUCUUUUACAAGAUCACGAACGUGAACAGAUUCCGCAAUGACCUCAAGGAGUUCAUCAGUGAAAUCACCACUGGAGAGCAGUGUGAAGAGCGACUAGCAAAUAUCAAAUCGGCAGCGGAGAGUGGAAGAUCUACGAAAAUUCCCAUUUCGGGCAUAAAUGUGUCAUUUACUCAGAAGGGCCUGCAAAAGUUGAACCUAGCGCAAAUCAACGAUGGCCUUUUUGAAAAGGGUAUGUACAGCGAUCUCAUCUUUGAAGGCGCCGACGCUCCAGAUAGAUUGCUUCCCGAGUUCAAGCCUCCCCCUGGACACCCCCAAGACGAUGACAGCUGGCGCAUCGACCUGGUAUUUAUCGUGGCUGCGUCUGGCGAGAAAACCCUGAAUGAGGGAAUUGCCAAGAUUGAGACCAAUUUUCAUCUGAGAGACUUGAACAAGUCCAGUAUGGAGUCGGUAGUCGUGAAGCAUGGACAGCGUCGACCCGGAGAUCUUCGUGGUAGAGAGCACUUCGGCUUCGAGGACCAUAUCUCGCAGCCUCAGAUUAAGGGCCUGGAUCCCGAGCCAGGUGCACGUGAGCCACUGUCGUGUCUUCCGGGAUACAUUUUUGUCGGUCAUGAGGGAGAUCCACGAAAAGACACUACUCCCCCUUGGUCCGUGGAAGGUAGUUUCCUUGUGUUCCGUCAACUGGACGAGAAGGUCCCCGAAUUCAAUAAAUUUGUUGAGAAUGCCGCAAAGAAGAUUCCAAACUACGCUGUUGAAAACGGUGCCGAAAAGCUGGCGGCUCAUAUGAUGGGCCGUUGGAAGAGUGGCGCGCCCGUCGCUUUAACUCCCGACAAGGACAACAAGAGUCUCGCGUUCAGAAACGACUUCGAUUUCAGGCCCAAGCAGAGCAUUUUGGGUUGUCCUUUUGCCGCGCACGUCCGGAAAAUGCGUCCCAGAGCCGACCACAAGCGCGACCUGGGCAAAGACGAGGACUUUGUAAAGGGCCAAUUCACCAAUCCGUUGCAAACCGACACCAGCGACCCCCCAGGUUUGGAGGUUGACAGUGACGAGGAGCCCGAUCAGGGACCUGACAAGGAAGACGCGAGUGUUAUUCUGCGCCGUGGUAUCACGUUUGGACCCGAGCUUGGACCCGACGAGACGGAGAAGACUACCAAAAGCCGUGGUAUUUACUUCACCUGCUACCAGAGUGAUAUCCGGGAUGGAUUUAACCUCCUCAUGACCCGCUGGGCAAGCAACAGUGUUUUCCCGACAUCAAAGAAGAGAGCUCACAAGGAUGGCCCUGGAAUGGAUCCAUUCAUCAACCAGAGACAGCGGAAAGAUCACCCUGAAGGCCAUAUCAGUCUAUAUGACGGCGUGGACUCGGAGAGGACCCACAAACUUGAGCUUGGAAUUAGUCCCUGGGUGGAUCAGCGAGGCGGGGAGUAUUUCUUUACUCCAUCUAUUCGUGGCCUGCACUGGUUUUGCAAUGCGCCACAGCCUCAUUAG
This is a messenger RNA of Penicillium manginii, 1557 nucleotides long. Its product is annotated as Dyp-type peroxidase. The transcript is spliced from 7 exons. Lineage: Eukaryota; Fungi; Ascomycota; Eurotiomycetes; Eurotiales; Aspergillaceae. The record is from RefSeq and is a predicted model, not a curated record. Gene Ontology annotation, molecular function: heme binding; peroxidase activity. Gene Ontology annotation, cellular component: cytosol. The coding region runs from base 1 to 1557 and encodes 518 amino acids.